Messenger RNA from Verticillium dahliae VdLs.17, 1296 nucleotides. Its product is annotated as cation diffusion facilitator 1. The record is from RefSeq and is a predicted model, not a curated record. Lineage: Eukaryota; Fungi; Ascomycota; Sordariomycetes; Glomerellales; Plectosphaerellaceae. Gene Ontology annotation, molecular function: monoatomic cation transmembrane transporter activity. The transcript is spliced from 2 exons. Gene Ontology annotation, biological process: transmembrane transport; monoatomic cation transport. Gene Ontology annotation, cellular component: membrane. The coding region runs from base 1 to 1296 and encodes 431 amino acids.
AUGGUGUCCUCCAACCCCGUCAAGUAUGACUAUCAUCCAGAUGCCGACGCCCAAGCAGCAGCCGCUGCGGCUGUCGGUCAUCGCAGUUUCUCUGCACUUCCUGCUUCCCCCACAGUCACCGCGCUAAACACGACGUCCCCCUCUGACGCCGAGGGACGCUCCAACUACUCGGAGAUCAACGACCCAUACGGGCUCGGCGCCCAGAUCAAGUCGGAAUCGGACAUUGGUCGCAUCCCCCAGAACAGCGCCCGCAAGCGUAUUCAUACCUUCACGCGGCCUCAUGCUGCGCGUCGGGAGCGUGAACUCCAAGAUUUCUACCGCACCCAGAAUGACAAGAUCCGCACGCUUCUCAAGAGCGUCGACGAUCACGAGCGCGAGGCGAAGGAGUCGCAAGGCGACACAAACCUUCGGUACCAGAUCGCCGUCAAGGGCAGUCUCGCCGCCAACUGCGUGCUCGCCGGUCUGCAGCUCUACGCCGCCAUCAGCUCCGGCUCCCUCUCGCUCUUCACCACCAUGGCCGAUUCCAUCUUUGACCCUCUGUCUGGUCUCAUGCUGAUGCUGUCCCAUCGCGCCGUCAAAAAGGUCGACCCCCUCAAGUACCCGUCCGGCCGAGCGCGCAUCUCCACCGUCGGCAACAUUGUCUUCAGCUUCGUCAUGUUUUCUGUCUCGCUCGUCCUCAUCGUCAUGUCGGCUCGCGAGUUGGCUGAAGGCUCCGAGGAGGAGACUAACAAGUUCCAUUUUCCCAGCGUCAUUGCCGUCUCCAUCGCCUUUGGCACCAAGCUCUUCCUCUUCUUCUACUGCUGGUCCAUCAAACACCUGUAUUCCCAAGUCGAGAUUCUGUGGCGCGACCACCGGAACGACCUGCCCGUUAACGGCUUCGGCAUCCUGACCUUCGCCGCCGGGAGCAACAUCAAGUGGUGGAUUGAUCCCAUGGGCGCCAUCAUUCUCUGCGUCAUCAUCGCGUCGCUCUGGCUGCGGACCGCCUACGAGGAGUUCCAGCUCCUUAUUGGCGUCUCGGCCGAGCCGGAGUUUCUGCAGCUCAUCACGUACAUUGCCGCUACCCACUCUCCUGAUAUCAAGCAGAUUGACACUGUUCGCGCCUACCACAGCGGACCGCGUUACAUUGUCGAAAUCGACGUUGUCAUGGACCGCAACGAGCGCCUUGAGAUUGCUCACGACGUCGCUGAGGACCUGCAGAUUAAAAUUGAGAAGCUCCCCGGCGUCGAGAGAGCCUACGUGCAUAUUGACUACGAGACCAGUCACAAGCCGGAACACGGCCUGAAGAAAGAUCUUUAG